CUCAACUUGCAUCAAUUCAACUCUUCCAAGAUUCCUUUCCUAUAUACAUACAUACAUACACCUAUCAGAUUCACAAGCAACACUUCGGCCUAGCCGGAAUUCCUCCUAUAAUCCUGCCUCUCUUUUAGACUAAACGAUAUGACGAAUGUUUUUAAAACAAAUCGACCUCACUACUGCCCUCAGGCCGUCCUAUCUACCCGACGAAGUACUACUCUUUGUCCAGGACAACGUGGGGCUCUAUGAGGGAAAAUACAAACUAGCCAAUCAGCAAAAUGGUCAAGUCUACCUGACUUCACAUCGAAUAUGCUACGUCGAUAAACAGGAGCCUAGAAAGCACUCCGUUGCUCUAGAUCUGAAAGACGUAGAACGAUACGAAUUCUACGCGGGAUUCCUUAAAUCUUCCCCGAAGGUAACUCUCAUCCCAAAACCAGCCAAGCGAGGUUCUCUCCAAUCUAGAGCGGUGGCAGCGACAUCUACAGCUUCUCGGAACGGUGGAGCAUCGCCUUCGCCAGCAUCCGAUUCCGCAUUCCGUUCCCCCUCUACCAGCACGCCUCAGACUGCCUCGGCGACAUGGAUAUGUACGAUAUGCAGUUUCCCGAACCCGGUUCCGUCCAACUUCGACCCAACGACAGCAAAUGCGCAUACCCCACUACCACCGUGCCUGGCAUGUGGCAUCAAGCCGGCAUUGACACACAUCCUUAAAGCCUCUAUAUCCAAUGCCACCAGUAGACAGGUGACCUCUUCUGCGCCUACACAUCAGUCGCCGUUUGCGCUUCCGUCUCGACCACAGAGUACCGGCCUGGCAGCCAAUGACGUCGGCGGCCCGGAAGGAGGCGUUUCUUCGCCAAAUAGGAGGACUGGCUCAGCAACCUCGGAUGGCUUUCAAUGUCCUCGUUGCACUUUCCUCAACCACCCUUCUCUUCUGUCUUGCGAGAUAUGCGGCGCGCCCCUAAUCUCCCACGAUGUUCCCAUAGCCGCUGUAGCUGGUCAACCAAGAACAGAUUCGCCGGGGCCUACACUCAAUGUGGCUAGUGUUGCUGGCUUAGAGAAUCCAGAGAGUGUCAAGGUGUCUUUCCGAGGCGGAGGGGAUAAGAUAUUCUACGAGCGAUUGAAGAGCUCUAUGACCCAGCGUAAAUGGCUUUUGCAAGAAGCACCACCUGUCCCCAACGGAGGCUCCAAUGAUGUACGCUCCGAUUCAUUAUCGGCGUCGGGAUCAGGAACUAGUCGAAACAAGACUGCCGGCAUCGCUGGAUUAGAGAAGAUGGGCCUAGACAGGCGCAAGAACAACGAAUUGGUCAUUGGAAGUGCCUUCGAGGACCUUGAAGCAUUGAUGGCUUCUGCCAAAGAGAUUGUAGCGCUUGCAGAGUCAUUCUCUCGACAGGUCAACGGCGGCACCGAAAAGGCAACAUCCGAAGCAAACGCCUUGCUCGCCGAGUCCGCUAGCCAGUUGGGACUGGUGACUACCAAGGACAUUGUUGGUGGCUCGGGUUCUGAAUCGCUUUAUUUAUCCGAAUUGGCUAGAAAUCUUGCAGAGUUCCUAACAGACGACGCCAGAGGUGUACUCAAGAAAGCUGGCGGAAUUAUUAGCCUAGUCGAUUUAUGGGCUAUGUUCAACCGUGCUCGCGGAGGCGUUGAGCUUGUAAGUCCCAACGACUUCGAAAAGGCUGCCCGUAUGUGGGGUAAAUUGAGAUUGCCAGUUCGACUACGUACUUUCAAGAGUGGGGUGAUGGUUGUCCAGAGUCGCGAUCAGACGGACGGAACUACAAUUAAGGCAUUACUGGCGUGGCUCCGGGAUCUACAUGAUAUCCCGCCAGAUAGAGAUGUUACCUGGGAUUGGCAGGAGUUCGGUCGCGGCGUUACUGCACAGGAUGCCGCCGAACGAUUCGGAUGGAGUAUUGGCGUUGCCGAAGAGGAGCUCGAGAUGGCCGAAGAAAAAGGAGUUCUCUGUCGUGAGGAGGGCAUCGAGGGUCUCAAGUUCUGGGAAAACUACAUCGACACGGGAGAAUAUCGUAAUAGGCCGCGGCAACGUAGUGACGGAGACAAGAUCAUCGAGGCCUUGAGUACAGCUGGUUUGCUUUAGAUAAACACCUUAGAUCAUGACCAGAGAUGCAAAUUGAAUGCCCAAUGAAGC
Annulohypoxylon truncatum is the source of this 2131-nucleotide messenger RNA. Its product is annotated as Vps36-domain-containing protein. Lineage: Eukaryota; Fungi; Ascomycota; Sordariomycetes; Xylariales; Hypoxylaceae. The transcript is spliced from 3 exons. Gene Ontology annotation, biological process: protein transport to vacuole involved in ubiquitin-dependent protein catabolic process via the multivesicular body sorting pathway. Gene Ontology annotation, cellular component: ESCRT II complex; late endosome membrane. The coding region runs from base 146 to 2080 and encodes 644 amino acids. The record is from RefSeq and is a predicted model, not a curated record. Gene Ontology annotation, molecular function: ubiquitin binding; phosphatidylinositol-3-phosphate binding.